Messenger RNA from Castor canadensis (American beaver), 479 nucleotides. NCBI's taxonomy places the organism in Eukaryota, Metazoa, Chordata, Mammalia, Rodentia, Castoridae. The record is from RefSeq and is a predicted model, not a curated record.
AUGGAAGAAGAUGAAUUGGAAGCCUCAUCUCUUCCUCUAAAAACUUGGCAUUCUGAGGUUACAGUGUCGGUGACAGGCGAACCACCCAGUGCUGUGGAAGAAGAUGAAGAAGACACAACUAAUAAAGUAGAAGUCAUCCCAGAAGUCAUUGAGCCACUUCCCCUUCUUGAUGUGCUGAGGAUCUCUGCAGUUCUGGAGGACACCAUGGACCAGCUCUCUAUUCUAAACUAUAUCAUGCCACUUCAAUUUGAGCGAAAACAAAGCACCAGCUUACAAAGUAAUAACCAAGAGAAACCUCCAAUGGUCUCAAAUACAUGGGGAGUAGCUGCUACUCCAUUGUCAGCUAAAGAAAAAACAACAGUACCAGAAGUCAGAGAAGGAGGCCUGGAGGCUAACAAAAUUCAGGAUCUUAUCUUUGUAAAACCUACAAGGCAGACCAUAAUGACUGCGGAGACACUGAAGAAAAUUCAGAUGGAUAG